GAAUUCCCGGAAUUCCCGGAAGAUGGUGCUCGCAGUGCGGCCGGAGUUGCGGCCAGGCGACAUGUUCAAGAGCUCCUGCAGGAACUGCAGGAUCCAGUUCGUGAUCGAAGCGGAGGUUCUACGACCGGUAUCUUGGAUGGCUGUGUCCAAGUACUGGGGAUUCAGGCUUGGACAGCGUUCUGGGAAUUGCAUGGGCUCUACUGCUUGUUGUCGGCACUUCUGAAGCGCUUGGAGAUUUGCUUUGCAGCUGUACAAGAUUAUGCCAGUUUCAUUUGCUUUCUUCCGGUCCAUCAAGCAGCACUGUUGGAUAGUGAACAUCUCCUUCCACACCUGCAAGAGCGCGUUGCAGAAAAAGCCAAGCUCUUGAUGGGUACCUACGAAGUUCUUCCACGAGCAUCUGCUCCGCCUAAACGGGCUCUAUUUCUGGAGAAAUGCAGAAGUUUGCUGCAUCAGCUGAGCGAAAUGGCCAAUCCCUGCCGCAUGGCGACAGAUGCCCUGCGACAUGUGACACCUCAGGCAACCUUGCAGGACUUUUACCUUUGGAGGGAAACGGAUCAGCGGUGGAAGCAAUUCGCACGCCUCCAACUAGCAGCCCGUGCCCUCCUCAAGCCAAAAGAGCUUGAAGCUUUGAAGGACAUUUGUCAGACGGGCCCGCUGACCCCAAUGCGUGUGCGGCAAGUAGGCGCCUUUCUAUUCGUGACAUCAAGGAGCCAAGUUGCAAUGGAUGCGAUGGAAGCUCUGGGCACGCGGAUGAAAUGCCGACCAACGAAGGAAGACACCCGUUUGCACCAAGCUGUGUGCAAGCUGGUUUUAGUUGGACAGAUUGGUCAAAAUGCUUGGCAUGGAGCACUUCAGACUGCAACAAUGGUGAAGGACAAGACCAAGCACCUCUUUCCGACAGAGAAAGCUCAUGAGUUGGCACCUGCGAGCUGUGCAAAAGUCAGUGAACUGGUGGAUGUGUUCUGCAAGAUCACUGGAGUUGGCGAGGAUGAGCCCACCAUGGCGUCCCAAAGAGACUUCCAGGACAGGACAGGUCCAAGAGUUGGGCAAUAG
Molecule: messenger RNA, 1053 nt
Organism: Cladocopium goreaui
Lineage: Eukaryota; Dinophyceae; Suessiales; Symbiodiniaceae
Source: the annotation of a GenBank genome assembly